Messenger RNA from Meloidogyne enterolobii, 2022 nucleotides. Lineage: Eukaryota; Metazoa; Nematoda; Chromadorea; Rhabditida; Meloidogynidae. The record is from the annotation of a GenBank genome assembly.
AUGUCUGUGCCUAGUUUAUAUUUUGGUGAAGAAAAUGAAGAAAUGGAGACAUCCGGUGCUUUAAAUGAAAAUAUUCCCCAACAAUCCUCCCUCGUUGAUUUACAUCAAAUUCCCGGUGAACUUUGGUUAACUCGAAGAAGAAUUGAAGCUGGAGUUAGAGAACAAAGAAAGCAAAGAGAAAUGUUAACAAAUGUUCAGGAAAGAUUGGCACAAUGCCGAUUAGAAAGAACAAAACAAUCAAAAUUUGAAAGAAGAAUUACUAGUCCAUUCCGUUUGCCACGUAGUCAUUCACCUCCAAAUUCUUCUGAAAGAUUGUUUGUAGUUUUUAUUAUUUUUGCCCCAACAUAUCAUCUUCCCGACAGACCCAGUACUUCCCAUAAAAGACAACAAAUUAGUACAUUUGCCACAACUACUGGAGAUGAAUUUUCUAGAAAUAUAUUUAAUGAAGAUGAAAGUAUACCAGAAAGACAAUUUAGGAAUCGUUUAACUGCAUUAGAACAACAAAUGGAACGGUUAAAUUUAUUUACUGCUCAAUCUCUUUCCUCAAAAUUAGAAGAAAAUUUUUUUCAAGAAAAAACUAAAAAAGAAUUAAUUAUUAAAAUAAAAACAAAAGAAUUAAUUGAAGAAUUUAUUAAAUUAAAAAGAAAAAUUAAUCAGUUACGAGAAAAUACUAAAUUAGAAUUAAAAGAGGUUAAUUCUGAAUUUGGAGAAAGAAUGGAAUCAUUGAUGAGACAAUUAAAAAGAGAAAUUAUUUUGAAACGCCGUACUUUAACUGAUGAAGUUGAAAAAUCAAAGGAGAAGGAAAUUAAUAAUUUGCGCGCAGAAAAUCAGAAAUUAAUUUCCUCCUAUGAAGAUGCAGAAACUCGAGCAGAAUUAUCAGAAAAUCGUUUAAAAGAAGUAUUCGAAAGAAUAUGGUCAAUUCCUUCUUUAAAUAAUGAAAAUAUUGAAAAUUCUUUUUCUUCAAUUUCUUCCAAUAAUUACCUCCCUUCUAUUGAUAAUUUAAUAAUUGCUAUACGUUUAUCAAUUGACCGGGCAUCUUCUUCUUCUUUAGAGGCAUAUCGAGCACAAGCAAGAGAAGAAUUAAUAAAUGAACGAUUAAAAAGUGAAAAAGAAUUGAAAAAUAUUGAAAAAGAAACAAAACUCCAAUUUGAACGCCGAGAAUCUGAAUGGGCUGCUGAACGUCUCGAGCUUUUAACUGAAUUAGAAAAUGAAAGAGCUAAUAAAUCUAUUGAGAGUGAAAAAAUAGAGGCUAAAAGGGUGGAGAUGGAUAAAUCACAAAUGAGAAUUCAGAGUUUGGAAGAGCAAUUAAAUCGUCUCUCCAUAGAAUUGGCUUUUGAAAAAAAUAAAUAUUCAACAGAAUUAAUUGAAAAUAAUGAAAGAUUCCAAACAGAAAUAACCGAAUAUCAGACAACUAUUGUCGAUUUAGAGGAACAAUUAUUUGCUGAACAAAAAGAACGACAAACAAUUCAAGCAGUAACAAAUGAAUUAAAAGAAGCAAAGAAUGCAUUAAAUGAAAAAUUGCUUGCAGCUUCAACACGAUUAUCUAAUGUAGAAUCCCAAUUAGGCAUUGCUUUGCAAAACACAGAGGAGAUAACGACAACACUUCGUAGAGAAGGACGGGAUUUGGCUAAUAAACUUGUUGAUUCUGAAGCAGAAAUUGAAACACUUAAAGAACAAUUAAAAACAUCUGAAAAACGAUUAAAAAAAGAAAGAAAUGAAUGGCACGUAGAUAUUGAACGUGCUGACAAAGAUUGGAAAGCACAAAGUAAAUUACUUACAAAAGCAGAAACACAAAAAAAAGAAUUAAUUAAAGAAUUAAAUAUAGCUAAUUCUAAAUUAAAUGAAAUUGAACACAAAUUGGAAUCUAGAAUUCAAAAAGAACAAACUUUACGGGCAGAAUUAAUUAAAGUAAGAGAAGAAUUGACAGAGGAGAGAAUUCAGGCAGAAAAUGUUUUUGAGGAGAAAGAAAAGGAAUUUAAAAAAGAAUUGGAAAGGUAUUUAGUAGGGGAAGAUAUUUUUUAA